Stylophora pistillata is the source of this 2027-nucleotide messenger RNA. RefSeq names its product E3 ubiquitin-protein ligase TRIM45-like. The record is from RefSeq and is a predicted model, not a curated record. Gene Ontology annotation, molecular function: protein binding; zinc ion binding. Lineage: Eukaryota; Metazoa; Cnidaria; Anthozoa; Scleractinia; Pocilloporidae.
CAUUGUGCAAAGUGGUGUUGGGUUCACAGAGAAAACUAUCAAACAUGGUAGUGAUGUUGAAAUUUUGAACUUGCGCAAACAAAUACGCAAAAGAUUACAAGAACUGAAUUCAACUAUUUGGCACCUAGAACCCUGUACUGAUGAUGCUAUCAAGUUUAUAGUUGAAAAAGAACUGAAAGAAGAAGUUUCCACCUUUGGUGUCAUCACAGAUGUCAUGACCAAUGCUGAGGCAUCAACAAUAAUGAUGGGUCAUGGUUCAGAGGGCAUAAUCUACAGUACACUGUGUAGACAGCCUGUUCAGUUCACCAUAAUUGCCAAGGAAUGGAAUGGAACAAAGCGAAUAGAAGGAGGUGAUCCUUUCACAGCUUCUUGCGACACUGGUGCUGGUGUUAAAGCCCUUGAGGUGAAGGACUGUGGAGAUGGUACCUAUAUUUUCUCAUACACUCCUGAACAAGAGGGUCGAUAUAAAUUGGUUGUGCAGCUGCUGGGUCGUGAUGUGGGUGGAAGUCCAUUCACUUGGUCCGUAAAAAAAUGGCGUCUUCUAUGCAUUUCAGGAAGCUCUCAAGGUGAAGUGCUAUUGUCUGAAGAAAAUCUGACUGCUCAAUACACGUUGCAGUCAGCCGUAAUGUCCUCUGUCUGGAAAGCAUACCCUAAUGCUUCAAGUUUCACAUCUGGUCAAAAGUUUACUGCUUCAAAUUCACCAUUUGGCAGUACCAGUACUAGUGCUGCAAGCUUGCUGUCAAAUGGCAUUUCCCAAAGCACCAAAACCUCACACAGCAGUGAAGGCACUGUUCGGCCCUUUGGUGCAAACAAUUGGCAUUAUGUGGUGAGUUCUAUUUCAUUCAACAAUGGCAAACAUUCAUGCAAAGCUAAACUAAUUGGCAAUAUUAAAGAAGGUUUUAGCUUUGGGGUCAUCAGUACGUGUAGAGGAUCACAUGGCAAGCUGGCCAGUCUGGGUAACUGGUGGGUGUGGAAUUCCAAACAAAUGAAGCACCUCCUGCUCUCAAGCAACAUGCAUGUUAAGAACAGCACUAUUACAGACUUUGAGAGCAAUGAUAUUGUAGAAAUGUACCUGGACUGUGACAAAGGAACACUUAUUAUAUACAAUCAACGUACCAAAGAGUCAGACAUUUGGCAUGGCAUUGCUGGAGAUACUUGUCCAGUGUUUCACAUGACCAGCCAUGGAGACCAGGUUUCUCUAUUACUUUAGAGGGCUCAAAAUUGAUUUGAACAGACAAAAUUUUUACCAAUUUAGAUCUGAGACAAAUUUUAAGAGUAAUCUUGGAUUGCAUUCAUUUUGUAAUACUUUAACUCAAUCGCUGGGUUAAAUGCAUGGAGGCCUAAAACAUGCAUCAGUGGCAUGCCAACCUUUUCCAAGCCUCUGGCAUUCUCCUUGAUGUUUACACCUUUUUGACUUUUUAAUAUAAUGACAAUUUUCUUCACUGUUUUGAUUUGCUUUUGUUGAAUUACUUAAAUUUUGUUUUCCAUGCACUGAAUCUUUAAUUUUGAUUGAAAAUUACUUCGUAUUUAGCUUCGUUCAGAGUUUAGCUGUCUCAUACCUUAUCCACUGUAGCAUUAAAAUGUGUCCUAUUUAACAAUUAUUGUUUACUGAAGUGGAGAUAAAUUAUAGCCACAACCUUCACAGACGCUGAGGUGAAUAAUUGUUUUAGUAUACUAGUAUCUGUAACAUAAAAACCAAAAGUAUUGUUUAUUUCUGUCAACAUGAUAGUUGGAAAUUAAUUAAACUCUUAAUUGACAUAAUUUUUAUAAUUUGCAUAAUUUGUAUAAUUUUCUCUCUUACGCUGCUUGGUGGUGAAUAGUGCUUGCUCAUCAGUUCUUUAGUGGCCAGUAUAUCAAGCUAGAGAAAUUAUGCUUCCAUCCACCAAUAGUUUUAGUUUUUAUUCACUGUGCUAUGUUUUAUUUUUACAAUUAUUAUAGUUUUUCAAUUUCUUGUACUUUUUUGUGCAAAAUGACUUGAAUUUUAAAUUAUAGCAUAACCAAAGUAAAGCGCACACUCUGAUUGGUCA